Molecule: messenger RNA, 5722 nt
Organism: Cottoperca gobio
Lineage: Eukaryota; Metazoa; Chordata; Actinopteri; Perciformes; Bovichtidae
Product: apoptosis-stimulating of p53 protein 2-like
Biological process (GO): regulation of apoptotic process
Cellular component (GO): nucleus
Molecular function (GO): p53 binding
Source: RefSeq, a predicted model, not a curated record
CCCUCGCCAGCGGAGCCCCGGCUGGUUACCGGUCUGCGUUGAUUGAAUGGUUGUGAUCCAAACACGCUCACACAGUCAGACGGAUCUUGGAUGUUGAGCAUGAUUACCGCUCAGCAGGAGAGCUGCUCCAGCCCGCUGCGCUUUGUGUUCCUGCUCCCUGCAGAGAAACUACCACAGAUUUAUUUCUAGACGGUGUUUCCUGCAGCCUCAUGCCAAGCUUCUCCGAAAGCAUCCUUUUUUCUUCCUCUUCCUCUUCUUCCUCUUCUCUCCAGAGGGAUUGGACCUGCAGACAAGAGAGGAAAGGCCCGCUGGGUCACUGCAACAGGUCGAGGAGGAGCUGAAAUCUAAAAAAAAAUAAAAAAAAAUAAUAAUAAUAAUAAUAAUAAUAAUAAUAACAAUAAUAAUAAUAAUAAUAAUGAUAAUAAUAAUAAUGAUAAAUGUGGUGUGACUGAGGGGCAGAGGAGACACAGAGCGCAGAGGAGCGGGAUGCUUUAAUGGUUUCAGCUGCAGUCUGGAUGCGACAGAGAGGAAAACUGCCAGCAUGAUGCCGAUGUUCCUCACCGUGUACCUCAGCAACAACGACCAGCACUUCAGCGAGGUUCCCAUCAUGCCGGAGACGCUGUGCAGAGAUGUGGUGGAGCUCUGCAAGGAGCCGGGCGAGGCCGACUGCUACCUGGCCGAGAUAUGGAGAGGCUCUGAACAUGCCGUUGGAGAAGGGGAGCGGAUGUUGGAGAUGUUGCAGCGAUGGGGGCAGCAGAGGGGGGAGGUCCGCUACCUCCUGCGUCACCAGAGGGCUCCAGGACGAGAGUCAGGUGGAUCCAGAGCUGCAGAUCAGAUGACGAAGAGGAACCAGGUGAAAGCUUCUGUGGAGAGAUGUCUGGAGAACGGGGUCUCAGGUUCUCGUCUGGACUUGACCCUGAGCGACCUGCAGGAUCUGGCAACCCGACAGCAGCAGCAGAUUAAUGCCCAGCAGCAGCUUCUGGCCUCCAAGGAGCAGCGGCUGAUUUACCUGAAGCUGCACGAUCAGCGGCAGCAGCAGCAGCAGGAGACGUCUGAACAGGAGCGACUGCAGCAGCUCAGAGAGAACGCACACAACCAGGAGGCCAAACUGCGCCGGGUCCGGGCCAUCAGGGGCCAGGUGGAGCAGAAACGCCUCAGCAACAGCAAACUAGUGGAGGAGAUCGAGCAGAUGACCGGUAUGUUCCAGCAGAAGCAGAGGGAGCUGCUGGUGGCUGUGUCGAGGGUGGAGGAGCUGAGCGACCAGCUGGAUACGCUGAGGAGCAACAGACUGGAGCCUCCGCUUCCUCUUCCUCAUUACCACAACACUUCCUCCACAGCUGAACUGGAGCGCCUCUACAAAGAGCUGCAGCUGAGGAACAAGCUGAACCAGGAUCAGAGCGGUAGGCUGCAGCAGCAGAGAGACAGCCUGAACAAGAGGAACCUGGAGGUGGCAGCGAUGGACCGGCGGCUGGCCGAGCUCCGGCAGCGGCUCUGGAAGAAGAAGGCAGCUCUGCAGCAGAAGGAAAACCUGCCGAUGGCUUCAGACGGAGUGGCCCCUCAGCACGGCGUGGGCUCCAGAGUGGCGGCGGUGGGACCGUACAUCCAGUCGUCUUCCACAACAAGCUCUCAGGGGCCUCCGGUGCCGGCCCGCCACGAGGUUCUGGUGAAGCCAGCGUACCCGGACGGCACUGCCACCCUACCAAUGCCCGACUCCUCCCUGAAGCCUCCUCCCAGACCAGCCAAACCAGCCUCAGGUUUUGCCACAUCGAAAAUAACCAAACUCGCCGACUGGAGCGGCUCAUUUUCUGAGUCCAGUGGAGGUUACAGCCACGCCUCCACCCUGCCUCGCAUGUCCAGCCUCAGCUGCCACAACUCGGGAGUUAAGACCCUCAUAGAUCAGAAGAGUCUCUCCGGGUCUGACAUCCCGCCUCCUGUUCCCUCACGGACCAAUCACAUCACUGACAAUCAGCCUUCUGGUAAAGGUUUUUCAAAGAUGGCGGCGCCACCUCCAGUUCCCAGUAAGCCCAAACCCUUCUCCUCAUCCGGCCCGCCAACCUUCUCCAAGUCCCCCUACAGCACCGGGACCUUCCCUGGUAAGGUGCGGCAGGUCGGGGGCCACGUCAGGGCUGCGGGGGGCCUCUCCAGCCACAGCCACACGCUCCCUCUGCCCAGCAAGCAGGAGAGUCCACCAGCCGCCGCCGUGCGACCGUACACCCCCGACCUCUCGGAGGCCCCCGCCCCUCUACUGCAGAAGCCUCAGACUCUGGCGGCUUCGUACAUCUACUCCAUGUACACACAACAGGGGAAGGGCUACCAGCCGAGCGGCCAAGGCACGCUGCCCCGCAGCCAGCCCCGAGUUUAUGGGAAGCCCGUCCUCCAGGCCAGUGGGGGGCAGCAGUGUGUUGCCUCAGACAUCAUGAUCUCUGGGUCUUGCAUAUCGGACGGGAUCGAGGCCGAGAACAGUUUCGAAGGUGUCGGCGCGGAGACGGCAGAACGUGCCAACCCACGGCCGCUCAGCCCCACCAAGCUCCUCCCCUUCCUGUCCAACCCUCACAGGAACCCCAGCGACGCCGACCUGGAGGCCCUGCGCCGCCGGCUGCACCAUGCCCCCCGGCCCCUGAAGAAACGAAGCUCCAUCACGGAGCCCGAGGGCCCGGCGGGUCCCAACAUCCAAAAGCUGCUCUACCAGAAAACCACUCUGGCUGCUAUGGAAACCAUCCCCAUGGAGACAGUCGGUCCAGCGGGGACGUAUGUCCAGCCUCACGAGGACGGGAUGAGUGCUGCGGAUUUUAUGUCCAGGGUCGACGACAGCCAGCUGCUCGCUGAGAGCCCAGAGAACAGCCUGACCCCGCCCCCUCUGCCCCCCCGCUCGCCCAUCACUGACCCCACCUCUUGCCGCUCGCUGCCCCUCCCUCUGGAGGACAAGGAAGAAGCGGAGGUGUGUCUGCCCGCCUCAGUCCCCCUGGAGUUCCCCCCCUACCCACCCCCUCCUUACCCGACCUGCGGUGAGGGGGAUCUGGGAGAUGAUGCCGCCAACCUGCAGCCGCCGGAGGUCACAGGACAGGUCCCCGCGCCCCCGGGUAAGAGGUCGAUCCUCCGUAAACCCGGCUCGGAGAGGAUCGAUCACAGCAUACGGGUCAAGUUCAACCCUCUGGCCCUGCUGCUGGACUCGUCUCUGGAGGGCGAGUACGACCUCGUCCAGAGAGUCAUCUACGACGUGGACGACCCCAGCAUGCCGAACGAUGAGGGCAUCACCGCGCUGCACAACGCCGUCUGUGCCGGCCACACGGAGAUCGUAAAGUUUCUGGUUCAGUUUGGUGUCAAUGCCAACGCUGCCGAUAGCGACGGCUGGACUCCCCUGCACUGCGCUGCCUCCUGUAACAAUGUUCAGGUCUGUAAGUUCCUGGUGGAAUCGGGGACGGCAGUGUUCGCCACCACAUACAGCGACAUGCAGACGGCUGCCGACAAAUGUGAGGAGAUGGAGGACGGCUACGCCCAGUGCUCCCAGUUCCUCUACGGCGUUCAGGAGAAGAUGGGCGUGAUGAACCGCGGCGUGGUGUACGCCUUGUGGGACUAUGAGCCUCAGAGCGACGACGAGCUCGGCUUCAUCGAGGGCGACUGCAUGACGGUGCUGAGACGGGAGGACGAUGUGGAGACGGAGUGGUGGUGGGCGAGAUGUGGAGACCAUGAGGGCUACAUCCCCCGCAACCUGCUGGGGCUGUAUCUGAGGAUCAAGCCGCGGCAGAGGAGCCUGGCUUAACCGACGACUGACGAAUCCUUCGAAAGACCAACAUGUUGUGAGAAGGAGUUUAAAACCUCUGGACUCGAGGUUUUUGUUAAAAAAAGAAAAACAGAGACAGAUGUUUUCUGAACUGCCGUUGAGCCUGUUUGGUUUUACAACCUCAGCACAAAGAAUGUCGCAAUGAACUGCCGAAGAGACGCAAGAAGAAACAAUAGCCCGUCUGCAUCCUGUGGUGAAAUGAACAGAUUAUCACUUUACCAAAAUGUAUCUGCAGAUAUUUGCCAAUGAGUCACAUCUGUGGGAUUUUAGUCUCCGACAGCCGUCCUGGGGCCUCAGUGAGCCUCAAAAGCUAAAUGUGAGAAUAACUUUGGGUUCAUCUUGUAUUUUAUUUUUUUCUCAUUUAAGAUUUAAUCUUUAUUUUAUUGUGUAGCGACAGUUGACAUAAAGACAACAUGCAACAAAUGUCUCAAAGGGACAUGGCGUUUGAAACACACAGGCACUAUUUUAAUUAUUUAAGAAUUUAAAGGUACAAUCCCUUGAUUUAGUUACAGCAUCCACGAGUUUCACCAAACGAAGCAAAUAUUGGAAUUAUAACGCAAAUUUAAAGAAGUGUUAUACCAGCUACAGCCUUUGAUCUGUAGGUCCUUCAUUAAGUGUUGGUAUUGUACAGAACCCCAAAGUCCCAAAAAAUAUGUUUUGUGUGUGUGUGUGUGUGUGUGCGUGUGCGUGCGUGCACGAGCACAAGAUUACGUGUGUGAACAAGACAAUUACUUACUAACACGUUAAUGACUUGAGGGAACAAGAGAAAACUUGAGGGAACAAAAUAGUAACUAUUGCCGACAACAUAUUGACUUAGCAGGAUAAUAAAUUGUGCAUACAAGAUUUUAACAAACAAAACAAUGUUUGUUUCUUUGGGGCUCUGUAGUACAGAUUAUUUAUCAGGUCAUUUUUGGGGAGUUCUUUUUAAAUAUAUUAUUUAAAAAUAAAUUGUAGCCAGUUUUUGUUGUGGACUUUUGCAGAUUUUUAUCAAAUCCAGCGAGGACCGGCUCAGCUCGGUGUGAACAGGCUGCCAUUUGUUCAUGUUAGUUUGAUAUUUAUGUCAUUAAUGUUCCUCAAACACAUACAAGAUCUGUGUUGAGGAAAAGCAUUUGUUUUGAAAUAGUAUGAAAGGUUUUAGGGUUUGUUUAAACAAAUAAUUGUUGCUAUAAAAGUUUAUUAACAAGAGUUUGUCAUUUGUUUAUGAUUAACAAGUUUAGUCAUAAAUUAACUAAAUAUAGAUUUUAAUUCUGAUCACAUAUCCGUCUUCUUUUUUUUUUAAACGGGACUUCGUUACAAACCCCUGAAAUGUGGAAGCUCGGUAUUUUUCUCAUAUACCGGUAAUUAUUACAUUUUCCAAAAUAAAAGCCUGAUCAGCUCAAAUCAAGUCCAAAGCUUUAAAUCAGAGGAUGCAGGCUAACCGUCUCCAUUCGCUUUCAGUCUUUGUGCUAAGCUAAGCUAAACACAUCUCUGUUCUGGACACAUGAAACUGAAGUCUUCAUGUCUGACUCUGGGGAAGAUGGAGAGCAGGAUGCUUUUUUUUCAAAAUAAAAUAAAAUUAUCAUCUUUCGAAAAUAGAAAAAAUAUAAAGAAAUAACAGAAGGAAAAUAUUUCAGUCGUGUCGUUUCAAUGGUUUAUUUAUUAGUUAGAGGGACAGUCAGGAAAAACAAACUGAUAAAUCCACUCUUUUGUGUUCAGCUGUUUGUGUUGGACAGUUGUCUCACAUUUUGACCUCGUAGCUCAGAGUCCACGUCUUCAUGGUUCUGCAGAAUCAGCCGAUGCAGAUCAACACUUCAGAUCUCCCCGCUGGCUUCAACACACAUGCAGAAUCCGAAUACAAAGUGCAAAGUCAACAGUAACUCCAUUUGAACAGAAAGCAGUUUCAAAUGCUACACAGGAGCCAUGGAAAGUACAUUCGAUAUUUAGUUUUACAAUUGCACAGAA